This is a messenger RNA of Colletotrichum abscissum, 516 nucleotides long. RefSeq lists its product as uncharacterized. The record is from RefSeq and is a predicted model, not a curated record. The coding region runs from base 1 to 516 and encodes 171 amino acids. The transcript has a single exon. Lineage: Eukaryota; Fungi; Ascomycota; Sordariomycetes; Glomerellales; Glomerellaceae.
AUGGCCGUUCCCCAAGAAAAGGUGGCCGUUCACACCACGGUCGCCAGCAUUGCUCUCCCCGAGAAGGCGGCGUACUCGAAGCUGUCCGACACCAUCGCCACGACCCCGGGCACACUUACUCCUGUUGCUUCAACCCCCGAAAAGAGCCUGGAAAUGCCCCGCGACAGCAACCUUUCUACCCCGCGGUCGUACCGCAACGAGAACCCCUUCGAUACCGACAUCGAGGCUAUGAUCACCACGACAUCCUCCUCCGAUCCGUAUGCCAUGAAGAGCAUCUCAACUACAAAAGACUGCCCAACGAUAUGGCCGGGCAAGCAAGAUUGGAAGGCCAAAGCGAAGGCCGCAAAGCGUGAUAGGGGCUCCUGCGCCUGCAUGGCUCGCAUGAGCAAGAAGAAUCGCAUCAUCAUGAAGGUGGCCAUUGGCCUCCUCGUUAUUGGUGUCGGUGUUGGUGUCGGCUUUGGCGUCAGCAAGCCUUUGGGCGCACCCAUCUGGGGCACCCCUGACGGGAACAAGUGA